CGUUUAAAAAUACCCGUUUCAUCUUAUACUGAUAAAAGUAAUAAUGGCAAAGAGUGUAAGAUGCUCACUCGAGUGAGCUUUUAAAUAUCAAAAACAUGUUUAAAUUUCUUAUAGUUGUUGCUGUAGUCUCGGUUAAGGAUGUUUAUACGCUUGACAUUAUUGGUAGCGUUUGCAUAUCUGAGUCAACCAACUCCCCAGGACUGUGUAAAUUGUUAACCCAGUGCAAGCAAAUUCGGGAUGAGCUAGCCUUAACCCACAAACUACCCCAAACUUGUGGCUUCGAAGGAACACAACCCAUAGUUUGCUGCCCAAAACCUCGGCAACCAGGUUACAUAAGCAUACGAACUAUGCAAAAAUGCAAAUUCGUACCAAAUAAAACCACAUUCAAAUUGUGUUUAAGAAUGUAGAGAAUACGCCUCUAAUACAAGACAGAAACAAGAAUGUGGACACAAAAUUGUAAAGCGCAUAACUGACGGAAAACUAGCUGGUAGGACCGAGUUUCCGCAUAUGGCACUCUUAGCAUAUCACACGCAGGACUCAGAACAACCUAAGUGGUUAUGUGGAGGAUCACUCAUCAGCGAGCAGUAUAUUUUGACAGGAGGAAAUUGUUUGUUGUCAAAAAAGUAUGGUGAACCAAAGUUUGUGGUGUUAGGGGUCACAAAUCUUAACGACACCAGCCACAGACAAGAAAUAAAAGUCGCAAAUAGAGUGGCACAUCCAGAAUACAAUAAAGGAAAUCCAUAUAACGAUAUAGGACUCUUAAAACUCGAGAAACCAGUAGAAGUCAAUUCGUUCGUUCGUCCAGCUUGUCUUUAUACAAACUUUGACAUUCCUGUCACAGAAACUAUUGCUACUGGGUGGGGCAGUACAGUCUAUUUUAGAGAUAACACGAAUGAAGAUCUGCUCAAAGUAACUGAAGAUAUUGUGGACUACCAGUCCUGCAAUGACAGUUACAAAACCUUAAGGGGUAUAGGCAAAGGGAUUAUCAAUGACAUGCAUAUUUGCACAGGAGGAGGUAGCAGAGAGAAGGGCACUUGUAGGGGUGACGCUGGUGGUCCUAUACAAAUAUAUCACAACAACGACCCUACACUGUGUAUGUAUGAUAUAGUGGGCGUGAUAUCAUUUGGAAUAAGAUGUGAUGGUCCCUCUGUAAAUACCAGACUAUUCUACUACAUUAAGUGGAUUGAAGACGUAGUUUGGCCAGAAAACAUUUAAUAAGAUCGGCUAUUUUAAUCCAUUUAAUAUUUUUGGAGAAAAUAAAGGAAGUUAAAAAAUUGCA
Zophobas morio is the source of this 1279-nucleotide messenger RNA. RefSeq names its product serine protease snake-like. The record is from RefSeq and is a predicted model, not a curated record. Bases 508 to 1215 code for a protein of 235 amino acids. Gene Ontology annotation, molecular function: serine-type endopeptidase activity. Lineage: Eukaryota; Metazoa; Arthropoda; Insecta; Coleoptera; Tenebrionidae. Gene Ontology annotation, biological process: proteolysis. The transcript is spliced from 4 exons.